Molecule: messenger RNA, 966 nt
Organism: Paramacrobiotus metropolitanus
Lineage: Eukaryota; Metazoa; Tardigrada; Eutardigrada; Parachela; Macrobiotidae
Exons: 3
Coding region: 51-716 (221 amino acids)
Source: RefSeq, a predicted model, not a curated record
UCGAACAUCGAUUUAUAUUUCUGACCACGAACGUGCUAAUAGUUAGAACCAUGAUUGCAAGCAGUUUCUUUAUAGUAGCAGCGAUUGUGGCCAGCGUGUCUGCUCAAUCCGGGUCUGGUAGUUCAGCAACAUGUAACGCGGCACCGAAAACGUAUCCUAAUUUAACUGGCGAAGCUCUGUAUCAGCAGUUAUUGGCGGAUUUAUCUGUGUCGGAAGUGGAAGUGAACAACGUGGCCAAAUCCAACCCCAACGUCCCCAUUAAUAACAGCUCCGGGCUUUUCCUCGGUGGUUUAUUGGCUCUGAAUCGCGACAACCUGCAGCUCCUGGGUCUGGCAAAUAACGCCGAUAUUACAGGACCGGCUUGUCUGCAGCUGGCAACGAGCCUGUCCAACGACAUUCAACUGGGGUUAGGACAUGCCAGCGACAUUAUCCCCGGGGCAUGUGAUUCCCUUACCGGUGAAGCCAAAUAUCAGUUUAUCCUCCAAAAACUGGGAGCAGCAUUGACUAAUUUGGUACAAGCCGGUCAAGCUCACCAAAAUGACAACUAUGAAUCGCAGCCCUGGCUGUCCAACGUCGUAAAUCUGUACAAAUCCAUGGUGCGCAUCCAGGCUGUGGUGACAAACAACGACAAUACCUCCGAAUGCCAAGCGGCUGCAUUGCAAAUCGCUACCGCCUUGACCGGCAUCUUGGCUGCUAAUGGAAGCACACUUAAUUAAAUUAGCGCUGGAAUAGUUUUUUUUUCUGACAGCACUCAUGCAUUUUGCCACUUUUUUACAAAAAAAAACUUUUUUGCCUGUUUUAAUACAUAGAAAAAUUAUGCUUGUACUCUGUAGUUGCCAAUUCCUCUGUAGUUGUAAUAACAUCAUGUGAGACCGGUAUACCUAUUUUAUACCCAUUUAGCGCACCAGAGGGCGUUUCGUGUUCGGGGUACAAAUGCCACAGGUUCAAGUACAAAGCAAAAAUAAC